AAUAGGAGAUAGCUUCACGGGAUGGAUCCCAAAGAAGAGAUCAAAAAAAGAAUUUCAUACCCUGCAUUUCUUUCAAGUUGAUCUGAAAUUGGUCGCUGGUAUUAAAAUGGCCGCUAUCCAUGGAGUUGCUCGGGAAAUCCCACUCGAAAAGAUCUUUCUGGUCACCAGUGAAGAUGGAUUAGAGUGGAAACAGAGAAGACAUGCGAUUGAAACAGCGGUUGAUCGCAUCGACAGCGACACGGUUAUGGUCAUGAAAAGUUUAAAGUAUGAAGCCUUCGCUCGUUUUGUCCGGAUUGUUCUUCCUCCCUUUGACAAGCGAAUGAAGAUUGGGGAAGAAAUGCCCGGUUACAAAGUCGAGUUAUUCCACUGUUUAAACACUGGAAGUGUCUGGCAUGGAAACACUGUGCCUUCACCUAUUGGACUAGGGAUAGAAUCAGGUGCCAUCCCUGACAGCCAAUUUACGUCGACCUCUCAAUUGAGCCUAGAGUACGGAGCCCAGUUCUCGAGGCUGAACUCACGAACAGGUGGAGGGGCGUGGUGCGCUGCGUCAUGUGAUCCUUCUGUUUAUCUGCAGAUUGACUUGGGCCGAGUCCUUCUCAUUCGAGAGUUGGACGUGCAAAGCAAACAUGACGAUUCAGGAGGUACAAAUACUGUGCUGUCAUUCUUCUUGGAAAACAGUGCUGAUGGUGCAUCAUGGGAAUACUACAAGGCAAACGGAGCAAACAAGCUCUUCUUGGGAAGCACCUUGAGAAAUCUAGCAAUUCGACACAAGCUCUUGAUUCCAGUCAACGCGCGAUUCGUUCGGUUUCGACCCAAGACCUGCAUCAACCAGGCGUGUAUGAGAGCGGAAUUAUACUUCUACCCAGACUUCGGUAAAUUUAAAUGCUAA
This is a messenger RNA of Pocillopora verrucosa, 889 nucleotides long. RefSeq names its product epithelial discoidin domain-containing receptor 1-like. Lineage: Eukaryota; Metazoa; Cnidaria; Anthozoa; Scleractinia; Pocilloporidae. The record is from RefSeq and is a predicted model, not a curated record.